AUGGCGCCUCUUGUUCCCUCUCAUGAGGAGCUGCAGCGUCGCCGAAUCAUCGGCAUCAACGCGGAAACCGUCACCAACAUCCCCUCCACGGAUUUCCCAGGCCACUGGCCCGGAGAGUCGCAUGGCUGGGCAAUUGAUCAGUUCAAGAAAGAUUUCCAAGUCGAGUUCCACAGCAAUGACCAGUUCGAAGCCUCGUUUUCUCUGAUCGGACUCGACGCCGCAGUCGCCAACGCCUUCCGUCGUAUCCUGAUGGCCGAGAUUCCGACUCUGGCGAUUGAGUACGUCUACGUGCACAACAAUACCUCCGUCAUCCAGGAUGAAGUGCUCGCACAGCGACUGGGUCUUAUCCCGCUCCAGGGCUCUGUCGAGGGAAUAAACUGGAUGCACUGGUUUCGGAAGCCGUCAGAGGAUGACGAGGGCACGGAAGCCAACACUCCCAGCGAUUUUAACACCGUCGUCCUGCGCCUGGAGGUCGAGUGUACCAUCAACCCGGAUGCCGCCGUGGAUGAGCAGGAUCCUCGCAAGAAAUACAACAACGCCCAUGUCUACGCAAAGGAUAUUGUGUUCGUCCCCGUUGGUCGCCAGGAAGAGUACUUCGUGGAUGAGGGUGCCAUCCGGCCCACCAAUCCGGACAUCCUAAUCGCCAAGCUGCGCCCCGGCCAGAAGAUUGAGAUGGAACUGCACUGUGUCAAAGGUAUUGGGGCCGACCAUGCCAAGUUCUCGCCCGUUGCGACAGCUACCUACCGUCUCCUGCCGGAUAUCCAGAUCGAGCGCCCGAUCAUUGGCGAAGAUGCUAAAAAGUUCGCCAACUGCUUCCCCAAGGGGGUUAUCGGCCUCGAGACUGUUACGAGGGAGGAAGCCGCGCGUCGUGGAAGCGGAUACGAGGGACAUGCGGGCGAGCAGAAGGCCGUUGUCAAGGAUCCAUUCAAGGAUACCGUCAGCCGCGAAUGUCUGCGCCAUGAGGAAUUCCAGGGCAAGGUCAAACUAGGACGAGUGCGGGAUCACUUUAUCUUCAACGUGGAGAGUACCGGCCAGUUCGACAGCGAUGUCCUAUUCCUAGAGUCGGUGAAGGUGCUGAAGCUCAAGUGUGCCCAGUGGAAGCGAGGUCUGACCGAUCUCAUGGCAUAG
Messenger RNA from Penicillium lagena, 1128 nucleotides. Its product is annotated as DNA-directed RNA polymerase core subunit RPC40. Gene Ontology annotation, molecular function: DNA binding; protein dimerization activity. Gene Ontology annotation, biological process: DNA-templated transcription. The record is from RefSeq and is a predicted model, not a curated record. The transcript is spliced from 3 exons. NCBI's taxonomy places the organism in Eukaryota, Fungi, Ascomycota, Eurotiomycetes, Eurotiales, Aspergillaceae. Gene Ontology annotation, cellular component: RNA polymerase I complex; RNA polymerase III complex. Bases 1 to 1128 code for a protein of 375 amino acids.